This is a messenger RNA of Pocillopora meandrina, 263 nucleotides long. NCBI's taxonomy places the organism in Eukaryota, Metazoa, Cnidaria, Anthozoa, Scleractinia, Pocilloporidae. The record is from the annotation of a GenBank genome assembly.
CUGUGUGAUUCAGAUUAUGUCGGCUUUACAGCUCGACACCUUCAUCAACGUAUCGUUGAACAUAAAAACUUUGCGAUCGGUAAACCACUGACUUUUCGACAGCCCGUGGGAAUACAAACCUCCCCAAAGAAAGCCAAUUCCGCAUUCUAAAAAAUUGCCAAGGAAAAUUUGACUGUCUUAUCUUUGAGAUGCUUUUCAUCAAGCAGCGCAAUCCUAGUCUCAACACCCAGACCGAUUCCAUUCGCGCAAAACCCUUUGUUUAA